AUGCCCUCUGCCGCGCAAGAGACGGUGAUCGCGGACAGCCUUGACGGGGUGGAUCUGCACAACUACAAGAUCCAGCAGGCCUCAUCCCCACAAGAUGUUCUGCGCCAGCGUAGGGGCCGAAAUGCUGCGGGGCGCCCGGCAGCCCAGGAGGAGGAUGGGGGCGCCAGGCGGGGUCCUGGGGUGGUGUUCUGGGAGGACGCGCCCCAGGUGCUGAAGUUCAACCGCUUCAUACGCAGCGGAUACCGGGCGGGGUACUCCUACCCGCAGUGCCUGGCCAGCCUGUGGGGCCUCCACAACGAGACGGGCAACAUCUGGACGCACCUGCUGCCCGCAGUGGCCCUCGCGAUGGUGGCGCUGGGCGGGCUGGAGAGGCCGUGGGCGCACGCGGGCGUCGCGUACGCUGUCACCACGGGGUCGAUCGUCGGCUGCUUCGUGCUGUCCGUGUGCUACCACUGCUUCAUGGGCUGCCACCGGGACUACAAGACCUGGCUGACCCUGGACGUCUGCGGCGUCUACCUGGCCCUCCUGGGGUCACAGUGGAUCGCGGUGGAGUGGGGGUUCCCCUGCCACCCCGCCCUGCGCCUCUGGGGCAACGCCAUCUACUACGCGCUGGGCAUCCCGGGGCUGGCGCUGUCAUGCCUGGCCGGGAGCCCACUACGGCGAGGACUGCCCAUGCUGCUCAUGACGGCCGUUCGAGUGUGCCUGCUAAUCCUUCGAUGGGCAAUCGCCCAGGGGAGUGCCGUCGCGAUGCGCCAUUACUGGGCGAUGGAGGCGCUCGUGUUUGUGGGCGGUGUGGUGAACGUUUGCCGGUGGCCGGAGAGGUGGCAGCCGGCGCCUGGGCCCCGAAAGGCAGCCCUGCUAGACCACUGGGGAAACUCGCAUCAGAUCAUGCACGUCUGCGUGGCGGCGGGCAUGCUGCUGGUGCACAGGGCGCUGGGGGAGGACGCCGGGGAGGCUUUCAGGGCGGGGGUGGAGUGCGCCGCUCGGUGA
Ostreobium quekettii is the source of this 990-nucleotide messenger RNA. NCBI's taxonomy places the organism in Eukaryota, Viridiplantae, Chlorophyta, Ulvophyceae, Bryopsidales, Ostreobiaceae. The record is from the annotation of a GenBank genome assembly.